UUUUUACAAUUGUAAUUUUUAUUUUAUUUUUUUUUCAGAAAUGUGCCUUAGUCGUAGUUAUUUUCUCUUCUUAUCUCUACAUUCUAGCUGCAUUCUCUGUUUAAUUAACGAGCAUUUAUCCACCCUUGACAACAAUAAAAAAAUUCUUUCAUUUGGGGAGGAUUCAACAGACGCUGUUUAUCACGCUUUUGUUCAAAUUGGAUCAGAACUUCACUAUUUUCAAGAUAUUUCUUACCAAGACAGUAUUUUAUUGCCAAUCGUUACAAAUAAGAAGCUUGAUAGUCACGAUUUUACAAAGGAUUCUAAACAGAAAAUUAAAUUAUUUGAAGAGGAAAUGACUGACUUUGGAAUUACAACGUUUGGGGUUCUAGUUCACCGAAUACUUUACAUUACCAACCCAGGCAAUUCAAAAAUUGUACUUUCAAAUAUUUUGAGUUUCGGAAUUAAUUUUCAUUGUUCUUCUUUGUUUGAAAAGAAUUUAAUGCCCAAACAACGCAUUUCUUUCCACAUUUAUUUUUUACCGACAUCAGAAGAGCCUCCUUUAAAAGAAGAAAUUUUGUCUUUGUUUACUUCUAUUGGCGUUUUUGUUCAUAAAGUGCGUGGCCAACUCAGUGGGAAUGUUUAUAGAAUAAAGUAUGGAUUUUUUGAUUUUUUAUUUAAGUUCAACUAUUCCGAGUAGUCCGUCUUCCCAUAGCUACGUGCCCGUCUUAAGGUGCUGGGUGGGCUCAUUGAGCUAGCUCAGAAAAUACCCUUCUUCUUCACGAGCCGGUGUCCUAUUUUUCCCUUCCAAAACCAUCCAAAAAUAUUUUCCUUUUAGUUCUACACCAUGGAUGGGCCGGGUUACCCAAAACCUAAACUUUUUUACAAUCCGACCCGACUUUCUCAAUUCACCCCUUUCUUUGCUCUCUUUUUUAUAGCAGUUUCGUUGGUGUUGCGACAAUUGAGGAUACGC
Molecule: messenger RNA, 952 nt
Organism: Meloidogyne enterolobii
Lineage: Eukaryota; Metazoa; Nematoda; Chromadorea; Rhabditida; Meloidogynidae
Source: the annotation of a GenBank genome assembly